Messenger RNA from Achroia grisella, 15044 nucleotides. It is a transcript of the gene Vps13D, whose product is annotated as intermembrane lipid transfer protein Vps13D. Gene Ontology annotation, biological process: protein retention in Golgi apparatus; protein targeting to vacuole; mitochondrion organization. Gene Ontology annotation, cellular component: extrinsic component of membrane. Lineage: Eukaryota; Metazoa; Arthropoda; Insecta; Lepidoptera; Pyralidae. The record is from RefSeq and is a predicted model, not a curated record.
AAAAAAUCAAAACAGAAAUAAAAUUCAAAUUUAAAUCUUAACGAUAUAGCUGUGCCACAAACUGACCGCCCAGAGCACGAUGCACGAUGUUGGAGGGCUUGGUGGCUUGGGUUUUGAACAACUACCUUGGGAAAUAUGUGGAGAACUUAAAUACAGAUCAGCUGAGUGUGGCCCUCCUGUCUGGCAAAGUAGAACUGGAAAAUCUGCCGCUCAGAAAAGAUGCUCUCCGUCACCUGGGGCUGCCAGUGGAAAUAAAGGCAGGCUUCAUAGGAAAGGUGCAGCUGCAGGUGCCCGUCAGGCAGAUACGCUCCGCUCCCUGGCUCAUUGCGAUAGAAAAGUUGUAUUUGGUUGCUGCUCCCGUUGACUUGGAUGAGUGGGACAGUGUAGUGGAGGCGAAUAUAGCGCAUGAGCGUAAAAUCGCGCUAUUGGACGCGCUAGAAGCGCAGUGGCGCGCCGAGCACGAGGCUAACGAUGCAGGGUACUACGCCACCUCCUACUCCUCCUGGCUCAGCUAUGGAACAGGACUACUGGCUAAUAUUGUGGAGAAUUUACAGUUGAAACUGAACGAUGUACAUAUACGAUACGAGGAUGCACUCACGUGCGCGCCGCGAUCUUUCGCUUGCGGGCUGGUCGUGGAGUCACUCACGGCAGAGUCAUGUGACUCGGAGUGGCAGCGCGGCUUCACGCUGCUCUCCGAUCCCGAAGGCUGCUCAUUCAAGUUGCUGGAGCUGCAGAAACUGGCCGUGUACUGGGAUCCUAUGCAAGUGCCCAGCGGAAUGUUCUGCCAUUGUACUAUUACGGAGUUGACAGAGCGCAUGUCGCAGACGUGGAAGUGUCAGCACCGGUACCUGGUGCCGCCGGCCUCCGCCCGGGCCAGGGUGCGGCGCGAGCGGACCGAGCAGCCCCUGCGGUCCCGGCUGCGGCCCCGCCUCGCCUGCCACCUCACGCUGGACACCGUGCUGCUCACCCUCACACAGCGGCAGUACAGCGAGGCGGUGGGGUGCUGGCGCGGGCUGGAGGCGGCGGCGCGGGGGCUCGCGCUGGACACCGUGCUGCUCACGCGCGCACACAGGUACUCGCGCCGCCGCCGCGCACCUCACGCGCGCUGGACACCGUGCUAUGCUCACCCCUCACACAGGUACCGCGCCUCGCCUGCUCUACUACCACCGCUGGACACCGUGCUCCUCCACGGUGCCUCACGCGCGCCCGCGCCUCGCCUGCCACCGCGCACGCUGGACACCGCGCUGCUCACCCUCACACAGUACCGCGCCUCCCUACUACCACCGCUAUGUCUUCACACCGGUGCUGCUCACGCGCGCCGCAGGUACCGCGCCGCGCCUGCCACCCGCGCGCUGGACACCGUGCUGCUCACCCUCACACAGGUACCGCGCCUCCCUGCCACGCGCGCGCUGGACACCGUGCCGCUCACCCUCACACAGCGCGCUACCGCGUACCGCUGCCACCUAUGUCUUCACAUCCUCCUCCACGGUGCGGGGCCACGCGCGCCGCUCACGCUGGACACCGUGCUGCUCACCCUCACACAGGUACCGCGCCUCGCCUGCCACUUCACACAUGCUGUGUCCACGGGCGGGGCCACGCGCGCCGCGGUGGGGUGCUGGCGCGCCGCGCACCUGCCGCACCGCGCGCGGCGUCAGUACCGCUACCUCCUCUACUACCACCGCUAUGUCUUCACAUCCUCCUCCACGGUGCGGGGCCACGCGCGCCGCUGGUGGCUCUACGCCGCCGCCGCGCACCUGCCGCACCGCGCGCUCACAUGUCAGUACCGCUACCUCCUCUACUACCACCGCUAUGUCUUCACAUCCUCCUCCACGGUGCGGGGCCACGCGCGCCGCUGGUGGCUCUACGCCGCCGCCGCGCACCUGCCGCACCGCGCGCUCACAUGUCAGUACCGCUACCUCCUCUACUACCACCGCUAUGUCUUCACAUCCUCCUCCACGGUGCGGGGCCACGCGCGCCGCUGGUGGCUCUACGCCGCCGCCGCGCACCUGCCGCACCGCGCGCUCACAUGUCAGUACCGCUACCUCCUCUACUACCACCGCUAUGUCUUCACAUCCUCCUCCACGGUGCGGGGCCACGCGCGCCGCUGGUGGCUCUACGCCGCCGCCGCGCACCUGCCGCACCGCGCGCUCACAUGUCAGUACCGCUACCUCCUCUACUACCACCGCUAUGUCUUCACAUCCUCCUCCACGGUGCGGGGCCACGCGCGCCGCUGGUGGCUCUACGCCGCCGCCGCGCACCUGCCGCACCGCGCGCUCACAUGUCAGUACCGCUACCUCCUCUACUACCACCGCUAUGUCUUCACAUCCUCCUCCACGGUGCGGGGCCACGCGCGCCGCUGGUGGCUCUACGCCGCCGCCGCGCACCUGCCGCACCGCGCGCUCACAUGUCAGUACCGCUACCUCCUCUACUACCACCGCUAUGUCUUCACAUCCUCCUCCACGGUGCGGGGCCACGCGCGCCGCUGGUGGCUCUACGCCGCCGCCGCGCACCUGCCGCACCGCGCGCUCACAUGUCAGUACCGCUACCUCCUCUACUACCACCGCUAUGUCUUCACAUCCUCCUCCACGGUGCGGGGCCACGCGCGCCGCUGGUGGCUCUACGCCGCCGCCGCGCACCUGCCGCACCGCGCGCUCACAUGUCAGUACCGCUACCUCCUCUACUACCACCGCUAUGUCUUCACAUCCUCCUCCACGGUGCGGGGCCACGCGCGCCGCUGGUGGCUCUACGCCGCCGCCGCGCACCUGCCGCACCGCGCGCUCACAUGUCAGUACCGCUACCUCCUCUACUACCACCGCUAUGUCUUCACAUCCUCCUCCACGGUGCGGGGCCACGCGCGCCGCUGGUGGCUCUACGCCGCCGCCGCGCACCUGCCGCACCGCGCGCUCACAUGUCAGUACCGCUACCUCCUCUACUACCACCGCUAUGUCUUCACAUCCUCCUCCACGGUGCGGGGCCACGCGCGCCGCUGGUGGCUCUACGCCGCCGCCGCGCACCUGCCGCACCGCGCGCUCACAUGUCAGUACCGCUACCUCCUCUACUACCACCGCUAUGUCUUCACAUCCUCCUCCGCUCACACUACUUCACUAUCCCCUCUACUAGCACCACCGAGAGUCCUCGCAUCGUCCUCCACUCUCAGGACGGCUCCUAAACCUACGUGGGAGUCGUGUCUGGAGGAGGCUCGCAAGACGCGCCAGUACGUGGAUAUAUGUCUCAGCAUGUUGAGCAACCCCACAGCGACCCUGCCCCCGGAUAAGAAGCAGUGUAAAGACGAAUACGAGUGGAAGACUCCGUUGCAUGUACUGAAACCAUUGCGGGAGGUGGCGAUGCGAAAAGUACCCAAACCGACGCCAGUGUCGACCCCAGAGAAGCCGAGUAGCUCGGGCCGCAGCAUGCUGGUGCACUGGUUCCCGCAGUGGUGGGGCUGGUACGGCUCAGCCGCCCCCGAGCCGGCCUCCGCCCCCGCGGACGCUGACGCCCCGGACCCCGUACCGGAACUCGAGGAGGAGAUCCUAGAUGUGAUAGCUGACUCCAUAGAGAACAACACGCUACUCAAGAGAGACACAGUGUUCGGAAAAUUCGAGUUUGUACUGAACAAAGGUAGCUUCUACUUGUGCAAGGACAAGGAUGGUGACAAUGAUGAUGGGGAGGCCGGCGGGCUGGAGCUGCAGUUCCAGCGCGUGAUGGCGAGCGUGGAGUGGCGUCCGCGGGGGGGCUCGCACGCGCUGCACGUGUCGCUGGGCGAGCUGCGCCUGCGGGACCGCCUCACGCCCGCCACGCUCUUCCCCGUGCUGGUCGCGCCGCAGGGCAUGAUCCGCGAGGGUCUGAGCGCAAUGAACACGACAGCGAGCACCAUGUCGUGGUGCCGGGCGCAGGUGACGCCCACCUCCUGGCAGCAGCAGCAUCAACAGCAGCAGCACCAGGACGACACUGCUGAACCUCUCUUCCAACUCUCGUACGAGAAAAAGCCGUUUGGACUUAACUGCGAUUACAAGUUGUGGGUGAAAUCUGGCUCGCUGGAGGUGGUUUGGUGCGCAGAAGCGGCGCGGUGGGCGCGCGAGUUGCUGUGCGCCCCGUGGGCCGCGCCCUCCGCCCGCGACACCACCAAGGCGCGCCUGCUGGGACACUGGAACGACAUCAUGCGCGCGCACAUGGGUGAGCGACGGUCGUGGCAGAUCGAGCUGGACGUGUGGGCGCCGCAGCUGGUGGUGGUGGAGCGGCUGUGCGACCGGGACGCGGCCGUGCUGGCCGUCGACUUCGGCCGCCUGCGGCUGCACAACCACCCGCACGACCUGCCGCCUACCACCACCACCACCGCCACUGCCACAGCCGCCAACACCACCAACGCGGCCGCAGACGACGCUCUCGACGACGAAGAAUUGUUCAUGACGCCGUGCUCGACGCCGCCUGGCAGCUUGCUGUCGCCGGCGUCCCCGCCGCUGGUGCCCUACCAGCACAGCCACGUUCACCACCACCAGCACUCGCUCGACGCCGAACAUCUACAUCACAGCCUUUAUGACAGAUAUAAGAUAGAGUUGAGCGACCUACAGAUAUUGGUGGGACGUACCCGCGACAACUGGAAGUACGCGCACACUAAAAGCACUUCCACGCUGCACCUCCUCGACAGAUUCAGCAUAUCACUGCAGGCGGAGCGGCGCGUGGUGUGGACGAGCGACCCGUCGUACCCGGCGCUGGCGGUGCGCGGCGCGCUGCCCGCGCUGGUGGCGCACCUCGCCGAGCACAAGCUGGCCGCCCUCCGGGCAGUCGGCGCCGCCCUGCACCGGAGCGAGGGUCCGGCAGAGGAGCACCGCGGGGCGGCGGCCGACGACGACGCCAGCAUCAGCUCCGAGACCGAGCGCUCCGACCCCUCCAUGCACCACAACUCCAAGUUGUUCAUCUUGCAGUUCGCGAUCGACCAGAUGUCACUCGAGGUACAGUCGCGGGGCCGCAGCGUGGCCGAGGUGCAGGUGUGCGGGGUGCGGGCUGCUGUGAGCGCUCGUCCUGCGGACGUGUCCCUGUCGCUGUCGGUGCACUCGCUGCUGCUGGUGGACGCGCUGCAGACCUACGGGCCCGACUUCGAGCUGCUCGUCGCCAGCCACAAGCACGUAGGGAUGGAUACGACGUCGGGCAGUAUCCGCGGCUCGGAGCCGACGUCCCCGCAAUCCCCCACCUCCCCCGCGGCCCCCACCUCCCCCGCGUGGCCCGCCCCCGCCUCCCCCGAGGCCCGCUACCCCGCGCCCUCCCCCGCCCCCGUGCACCCCCGCACGCUGCACCACGCGCUGCACUCGCUCACCAACAAUAGCAAAAAAGGAGAAGAAACGGGUCGCACAAGUCCUGGCCUGCACUGGCCGGGCGACUCCACCAGCCCAGGGGGGGGCGCGGGGUGGUGGGGCGCGGGCGGCGGGGAGGGCCCCGGGGGCCCCGCCAGCUGGGCCGCGCCCGGCCUCGUCGACACGGAGGCGCUCAUCGCGGUCGAGCUGUGCCUCGUGAGGGGGGACGAGGAAGAUCUCAGGAUAGCGAACAUACUCUUCAAUAACCUUGAUAUUAUUGCGAAUCAAGAGACAAUAGUGGAGCUGAUCGGAUUUGCGCAGCGUGUUAUGGGCCCUAAGAAACCGAAAACUGAGUCGCGUGCGAGUACCUCCUGCGCACCCCCUGACCCUCACAAGGAGGUCCGCACCGAGAUCACGUUCGACUUCCACCGGCUGGGCGUGCUGCUGCUGCGCGCGGCGGUCCACGACGGGAACCUGGUGGCCAGGAAGAUCGCCACCGCCACCGUGGCGGAGGCCAAGAUACAGGCUACGCUCGACGGGAGCAGCGUGGAGGUGGAGGGCUCGCUGGGCGGCGUGCAGGUGGUGUCUCUGUGCGAGGGCGCCGGCCUGCACUCGCGCGUGCUGUCCGCAGGCCGCGCCCACCCGCCACCACCCUCACCACCCUCACCACUCUCACCACCACGACGUCGCCGGGGAUGACGAGAAGGCGCUGUUCUUCCACGUCACCAGAACGGUCGAGACGACCGAGGAUAGCGACGCGCCGACGUGGUGGUGUUCGCAGCGGUGCAGGCGCACGUGUCGGUGCGCGUGGCGAGCGUGUGGUACACGCACUCAGCGCCGCUGGUGCGCGAGCUGCGGUCGUGUCUCACGGAGUUCAAGCAGUACCUGGCCGACCUGGCGCGCUCCAUCCGCGCCGCCGCCGCUGACAUGGCCAUCGGGCUCGUGCACCCUAGGGGGGAGUCGGUGUACGCGAACCCGAAGCCGUCGCCGUGGUCGGAGGGCGUCCCCCCCGCGCCCCCCGCCGGCCCCGCGCCCCCCGCGCCCCGCCGCCGCACCGUGAGCGCGGGGCUGUCGCGGGACGAGCCCGCAGACCUCAACUCCGACAACAUCGUGCUCAGCGUGAGCGUGGAGGUGGAGUCCCCGGCGGUGGUGGUGCCGCGCGCGGCGGGCGGGGGGGAGGCGUUCGUGGCGCGGCUGGGCCGCAUGAGCCUCGCCAACCGGCCCGGCCCGCCCACACGCGCCCGCUACCACCUGCACCUCAGGGACAUCUCGCUGCUCUCGGUGGACGUGAGCGAGAAGCUGGCGAACGGCUGGGGACAGCAAACAGUGCAGCAGGUGUACGCGGCGGGAGGCUCGCCCGUACUGCACGACACCGCGCUGCGGCUCGCGCUGCACUGCACCGGCCCGGACGACGCCCGGACGCAGUACGAGGUGAGCGGCGCGGUGGUGGGCCCGCUGCAGGUGUCAGCUCGCCGCGAGCAGUACGAGCAGCUGCUGGACACGCUGCGCUGGCUCACCGCGCCCGCAGCAGACACCACCACCAGCUCCACCGCCGCCACCACCACCACCACCGUCGACGGCGCGCACACAUCAUCGCUGUCGGAAUCUGCGGUGCCUACGCUGCAGCUGCACCCCGCGCUUCGCGCCGCCGUCCUCGCCGCCCCUUCACCCUCCUCCUCCCCCGCCCCCGGCCCCGCCCCCGGCCCCGCCCCCGCCACGCCCACAAACGAGUCCACGGCCACAGACCGCGCCCCCUCCCGGGUGGCAUCGCUCGCAGCCUACAAUGCGCUCAGCGUGAAGUUCGAGGUGUCGACGUUCCGCGUGGAGCUGCGCGCGGAGCGGGACGCGGGGGCGGGGGAGCGCGGCCUGGUGCUGCUGGCCUUCGCUGACUUCUCACUGCACUACCGCGCGCUGCAGCCGCACCAGACCAUGCUGCAGGUAUCACUACACUCGAUUACCAUGGAGGAUCUGACUAAGGAGCCAGACUCGAAGCACCGCAUGAUGAUGGUGUCUCACACGCCGCAAGUGCCGCCAAAAGCCGUGUUCGUGUCCAAGUCGUGCCCGGACUUCGCGUGGCAGCAACAGCAGCAGCAGCCGCCGAUGUCCUGCCUGCACCAGACUUCCAGGCUCGCGGGUUCGCUGCCCGGGCAGCUCAACGUGCUCGAUAAGGAGAGUCAGCUGCGAUAUAAGAAGCGCGACAGCGAGUGCGGGCCCACGCCGCCCUGCUCGCCGGAGUGCGGCGCUCCCAAGGGGGGCGCGGGGGGCGCGGGUGGUGCGGGGGGAGCGGGGGGCGCGGGGGGAGCGGGGGGCGCGGGGGGAGCGGAGCCCGACGGCGACGAGUCGCUGAGCGCGGACGACAACUUGGUCUGGGUGUCAGUACACACACGGGACCCGCAACAUCCGCUAUUCGAAGAGAAGUACAACAAGAUAUCGAAAUUGACGAAAGUGGAUUUCAACUGCUUGAACUUGGUGGUGAGCAUCGACAGCUGGGUGACCGUGCUGGACUUCUUCGGCAUAGCUGGAGACGACCUGCCCGAUGACCAGCCCGCGCCCGAGCCGCAGCAUAACGAGGGCGUGUCUGUGUGGGCGGAGGGCGGCAGCACACAGACGGAGGUGUCGGUGCGGUCGCUGGCGGCGGUGCUGGUGCGCGGCGGCGCGGAGACUUGCCGUGCGCUGGUCUCGCGCGUCUCCAUCGAGGCCACGGCGGGGCCCGCGGGGGGAGCGGGGGGAGCGGGGGGCGCGGGGGGCGCGCGCUCCGUCAGGGGGCGGCUGGGGGCACUCAGGGUCACUGACCUGUCGCCCGCCGCCGCGCUGUGGCGAGACCGCUUCACCACGCACGCGCGCCGCGCUCUCUCCUUCCAGUACCACAGAUUGAGUGCCGCGGAAGCUGAGGAAGCAGGAUACGAGACCAGCCUGAGUAUCGAGAUGGGCCCGAUGACGUACGUUCACACCAAGCGGUUCGUGCAGGAGUUACGGGCGUUUGCAAGGGAUUUCAGCCUGCUGCGCAAGGUCAUACUGCAGGCUAGACGGAAGGUGUCUGCGGCGGCGGCGCGGCGCGGGGGGCGGCGGAGGCUGCGCGUGCGCUGCGAGGCGCCGGAGAUCGUGGUGCCGGUGUCGGGGCGGGCGCGCGCCGCGCUGGCCGCGCAGCUGUCCCGGCUGCGGCUCACCAACCGGUUCCUCCCGGCCGGACACCCGCACACCGUCAGCGUGCGCGCAGACCCCCACGCAGAGUGUCCGGAGCUGCUGGAGGUGCAGGCGGUGUCGCUGGAGGGCGUGUCGCUGCGCUGCAGCCCGCGCCGAGCCCGCGGGGCGCCGCUGCUGCACCGCCCCGCCAGCCUCCACCUCCACAUAGAAUACAACCUCUCGCGCACCCAUAACGUGGCGGACAUGAGCAUCGUGGGCACGCUGACGACGCUGUCGUGCUCGCUGCAGCCGCCGCAGUACCGCGUGGUGCGCGGCGUGCUGGCCCACAACCUCGGGGAGGACCUCACCGACCUCGAACCCGCGCACCCCGCGCACCCCGCCCACCAGCCGCGCCCGCCCGCACACCACGAACAGGUGUGGACGACGGUGUCGGUGCGGCUGGAGCUGCAGGACGUGCGCGUGGAGCUGUGCCCGCCCGGGCUGCGGGCUCCGCUCGCCUGCGUCAACUUCAUCAAGUCGCGGCUGCUCGUAGAGACCUACUCCGACCUCGGCCAGGACAUCGACCUCGUCUCGCAGGAGAUAUUGGUGAGCGACACGCGGUACUCGGAGGAGCCUGCCAACCGGCGCGGGAAUGUGUUCAGCCACAUCGUGCAGCCCAUGGCCGAGCAGCGGCACAGCGUGCAGGCAGAAGUGCAUGCCAGAAAGCGUCGCGACUCCUCCGCGUACACUAUACUAGUGAACAAUAUGCGGCUGAUGGCGAUCCUGGAUUGGUGGGAGGCGGCCAAUCAGUUCAUCAUGCAACCCCCAUCACCGCCCGUGGACCCUGACCAACAGCACCUUGAGGAGACAUGUCCGCCGGUGCACGUGGCGCGCGUGGUGCGGGCGGGGCCGGGGGCGGGGCCGGGGGCGGGGCCGGGGGCGGGGCCGGGGGCGGGGGCGGGGGCGGGGGAGGCGCGGCCCGCGGCGGCCCAGUUCGAGCUGAAGCUGAACGUGACCGACUCCCAGCUGGUGCUGGUCGAGGACGCCUCCGUCUGGGACACCAACGCGGUCAUACUCAGGAGCACGACGGUGAUCACGUACCGUCCGUGGGACGCGCGGCGGCCGGUGGUGAUGGAGGUGAACGAGCUGGAGGUGUUCUCGUGCGUGCUGGGGCUCGAGGACGACACCGCGCUCGCCAUCGUCGACCCCGCAGCCCUGCACGUCGCGCUCCACGCCGACCGCGUGCUGCACGUGGCGCUGGGGACUCUGAACCUGCGACUGUCGUACCACGACAUGCGCAUGUUCGCCGCCAUGCUGCAGUCGCUGCCCGAGCAGGCGCGGGCCGCGCUCUCAGGUAAAACUGGCGCAGAAGAGAAAGCGGAAGCGGCCCCGGCGAACAGCCUGCACAUGCGCGCCGGCGUGGGAAUGGGCGCUCCGCCGCCCGCGCCCCCGCCCUCCGCCAUCUGGCCGCUGCGAGCCGUGCAUUUAAGCGCGGAGUGCAUCACUCUGUGCGUGAUCGACGACUGCCUGGACUCUGACGUGCCUCUGCUGGAGGUGUCCCUGGCGGAGCUGCGCGUGGAGCAGGAUCUCCGCAAAGUGGAGGAGAGUCUGGAGGACCCGAUGCUGGUGAGCACGCCGGCGGGCCCCGCGGGCCCCGCUGUCCCCGUGGUCCCCGGGGUCCCCGGGGGCCCCACGGGCCCCGCGGCGUGGGGCGCGGCGGGGGCGGGCGCGGGCCGGCUGGCCGCCGUGCUCAGCAUAGACUACUACAACCGCAUGCUCUCCGGCUGGGAGCCCGCCAUAGAGCCCUGGAGAUUCGAGACAACAUGGGAGUACAAGUUGACGAGCAAGCUGCUGCCGCGCAUAGAGGUGUUGGUGCAGUCUUCGGAGAUGCUCAACAUGAACGUGACGUCAUCGCUUAUAGACCUCUGGCAGCUGGUGCGAGCUAACUGGACUGCAGAUUACUACGCGCCGCAGCCGGCGGCGGGCGCGGACCAGUCCCCGAAGGGCAGCCCGGCGGGGCACCGGCGCCGGUCGCCGUUCGUGCCCUACGCGCUGCGGAAUCACACCGGACACCGGCUCUGGUUCACCACCGUGCUCACCACCUCGCAUCUGUACCCGACGGGCCCCGAGUGGGGCGGGGCGCGCGCGGGCCCCGACGACUCGUGGGUGUCGGUGCGGGGCGGGGACACGGAGCCGUUCUCGUUCGGGGCGCGGCGCGCGCGGGGCCGGGCCCGGGACGCCGCGCUGCCGCGCCUCGCGCUGCGGCUCGACGGCUGGGCCCCGCCCGACCCCGUCUGUGUCGACCGCGUCGGGGUCUACUUCCGCAGCCUCACGCAUCUGAAAACUGGUGCGGAGGCGCGUAUAGUGUUGGAGGUGUCGCUGGAGGGCUCGGCCCGCAAGCUGGUGACGGUGCGGUCGGCGCUGGUGCUGGUCAACAGGCUGCCGCACGCCGUCGACGUGCGCCUCGACCUCGGACACGACCCUGCAGGCGUCGCCACCCCCGCACCCCUCGCACCCCUCGCAGUGCAAUGGAGCGGCGCGAGCGGCGGGCGGUCGGCCCAGGUGGCGGCGGGCGGCACGUGGGCGGCGCCGCUGUCGUGCGCCCCGGCCGCGCUGUGGACGCGGCCCGUGCCGGGGCCCGGGCCCGCCUCGCUGCCGCCGCUCCCCGCACUGUCCGCGCUCCCCGCGCUCCCCGCGCUCCCCGCGCCCAUACACUGGAAAGACGGUGUCGGCCAGCGCGCGCUGCUGCACUACGAGUGUCGAGCGCCGCCAGACCGAGUCUACAGAUUCUGCUGUUCAAUAGUCCGCGAACGUUUCCCACCUGACCGUGGCGCGCCCGUGGUGGGUCACACGUUGACGUUGGUGCCUGCUCUGCGACUCGAGAACCUUUUGCCAUUGGAACUGCAGUACCGCGCCACCAGGGGCUCCGACAGCUCGCCGUACGUAGAAGGCGCACUGCCACCUGGCGGGACCAGGCCUUUCCACGAGGUGAACGUUGAGGAGGGCGUGGAGUUAAGCGUGAAACUGGAAGGCUUCGGAUGGUCGUCUGUGCUGGUGGUGAGCUGGACUGAUGGUAGUGGUGCAGGGGCGGGAACUGGAGGCUCAUUCAGUGCCCGAUUAAAAUUGCGCGACACUCGCUCGCGACGCUUGUACCUCAACGGUAGGGUCUCGCACAGCAAGACUGACGGGAUCAAGGUGUCGAUAUCAGCGGCGUACUGGCUGGUGAACCGCACGGGGCUGCCGCUGGUGUUCCGCGCGGAGGGCGGCGCGCAGGAGGCGGCCGGGCAGUUCGAGGAGCACGAGGUGGCGCGCAUGGUGGCGCCGCUCAUGUUCUCCUUCGCGGAGGCCGACGGCGGGCCCACGCUGGCCGUGCGGCUGGGGCGAGCGCGCGCACUCAACCCGCAGUGGUGCUCGCCGUUCGGACUGGGCCCGGGCGUGGCUGUGAAGCGUCUGACGUCGCGCGGGUCUGCGGGGGCCGGGCCCGGGGGCGGCGGGGGCGGGGAGCGCGAGUUCGCGGUGGGCGUGCGCGUGCGCGCGGGGCGGGGCCGCUACCGUCACACCAACAUCGUGACGCUGACGCCGCGCUACCAGCUGCACAACAACACCUCGCACCACCUGCAGUUCGCGCAGAAGUGCACCGCCACCACCCUGUGGGACCCUGGCGCGAUGGCGACGCACGUGUCUGCGGUGGCGGGCUGCUACCUGCCGUGGCACUGGGCGCGUGCGGACCGCGAGCGACUGCUGUGCGUGCGGCUGCUGGCCCCGCCCCCGUCCGCGGCCUGGUCCGGCGGGUUCCGUAUCGAUACGCCGCGCUCGCUGCACAUCGCCUGCAGGCUGAGCAGCGGCGCGUACCAGAUGGUGCGCGUGGAGGUGGUGGUGCAGGGCGCCAGCAUGUUCGUGGUGCUCACGGACGCAGACAGUGCGCCGCCGCCGCUCCGGAUCGACAACUACUCGCCGGUCUCACUCAUGUUCCACCAGGUGGGCAGCGCGGAGGAGGCGGCGGUGGGCGCGCACGCGUCGGCGCGGUGGGCGCUGCCGGAGCCCGAGGGGGCGGCGGCGCUGACGCUGCGCGCGCCCGGCGGACAGCGCGCCACCCUGCCCCUCGCCGCGCUCCCCGCCGCCGCGCACCUCCUCUACCAGAACUUCGUGUACGUCGCCUUCGCCGCCACCCUGCCGCCGCGCACGCCCCGGAGUAGUGAGCCGACGUCCGACGAGGGCGUGCUCGUGCUAGAAGUACCGUUUGGUACUACGAGAGUCGUGCUCGGCAGGAAGAAAUAUGGAGACAGAUGCCAGCUGUGGCGGCGCGGGCCCAACGACCAGCUGAUCCACGAGGGCAGCUCCCCGCCGCAGCCCACCGACGCGCUGCACUCCGACCAGGAGGCGCUCCCAUCUCAUGCCAUGGUGCUGGACAUCGCGGAGGCGGCGCCGCGUCCGGGCGUGGCGUCGGCGCUGGCGCUGCGGCGGGCCGACCCGCGCCGCAGCAGCACGCAGCGCUGGCGGCUGCGCGACGGCCGCAUGGGCUGCGUGCACGCCAACCUCUGCCUGCAGCCCGCCGGCGCCGGCCUCAUGGCGCUCGCGCCCGGUAACCGCGUGGUGCUGGGCCUGAUCGGGGGCGGGCGCGGGGGCGGCGGGGGCGCGUGCCCGGCCGAGCAGGCGGUGGUGUGGCAGACGCUGCGGCCGGGCUCGGGCCGCCUCAAAGUGGAGCUGCAGGCCGACGGACCCACGCGCGUGCUGCGCAUCUGCGACCACCACGCGCCGGGGUCCGGCUGGAUCGAGAACGAGGAGGAGGGUCCUGCGGGGCGCGGCGGGGGCGGCGCGUGCGCGGGGGGCGGGCGCGAGUGGGCGGUGAGCGUGCGGGCGGCGGGGCUGGCGGUGUCGGUGGUGGGCCGCGCGCCGGCCGGGGAGCUGGUGCACGCGGUCUCGACCGGCCUGCUGCUGGACCUCGCGCUCGCCGACCACCUCUCGCUGGAGCUGCUCGUGCGGGACAUGCAGUGGGACAACCAGCUGCCGGGUACGCAGAGCCCUGUGCUGCUGUACUGUCUGCCGGAGCGGGGCGGGGGCGGGGGCGGGGGCGGCGCGGGGGGCUCCCCGGCGCUGCACGCCUCGCUGGAGGUGCAGCGCGCGCCGGUGCGCCGCUACAACGCCUUCUACUUCCGCCGCCUCGUCGUCAUGCUGCGUCCGCUCGCGGUCAGGCUUGAAGAGAGACUGAUCCUGAUGCUGUGGUCUUGGGCGGGCGUGGAAGAGGAGGAAGGCGCGUGCGAGCAGGCGGACGAGGCCGACUAUGAAACGCGUCGCAUGCUGGACGAGCUCACCGCGCUGCACGCCACCAGAUAUUACUUCGCGCUCAUACAGAUCGUGCCCAGCCAGAUCCGGCUGUCGAUGACGACGGCAAACAAGUUGGAGAGCUCGCUGAGCGCGGUGAAGCGGCGGCUGGGGCUCACGAUGAUCAAGUUCGAGGACGCGGCCGUGGAGCUGGAGCCGUUCAGGCGCACGCACGUGUUCGACACCGCCGGAUACCUCGCGCGGCAGCUGCUGCUGCACUUCAAGGACGAGUUGAAGUGGCAGGCGGCUAAGAUCCUGGGCUCCGUGGACUUCCUGGGCAACCCGCUGGGGUUCGUGGCGGACGUGUCCGAGGGGGUCACGGGGCUGCUGUUCGAGGGGAACGUCGGCGCGCUGUUCAAGAACGUCACCCACGGCAUCUCCAACUCCGCCGCCAAGGUCACAGAGUCGCUGGGCGAUGGGCUGGAGCGCGUGGUGAGCGACGAGGCGCACGAGGAAACCCGGCGGCGCAUACGAAGCGCGGCCGGCGGCGCUCACCUCGCCGCCGGCAUCCGGGGACUCGGCCUCGGCCUGCUCGGUGGUAUGACAUCACUAGUUAAGCACAGUUACGAAGGGGCCACUCAAGAGGGCCUACCGGGAUUCCUGGUCGGCGUGGGGAAGGGCCUCGUAGGUACCGUCACCAAGCCGGUCAUCGGUGUCCUCGACCUGGCUGCAGAGACGGCCUCUGCUUUACGGGACACCAGCAGACGGUCGGACCGGUGGGUGCCGCGGCGCGUGCGGGGCCCGCGGGCGGCGGGGGGCGCGGGCGCGCUGCUGCCGCGGUACUGCGCGGCGCAGGCCACGGGCGCGGCGCUGCUGGCCGCGCUGGCGCCGCCCGCCGCCGCGCCCGAGCACUUCCUCGCGUACCGCAUCGUGCGCGACUCGCCGCACGACAUCCGCGCGCUGCUCUCCGACACCCACCUGCGCAUCAUCACCUGCAAGCACACCGCGCCGCAAGUCGUCAUGGAGACGCAUCUCAGCAACCUGGUGUCGUGCUCGGCGGUGACGGUGGACGGGGCGCACUUGGUGGAGCUGGGCGUGCGCGGGGGCGCGGAGGCGGCGGGAGCGGGGGGCGCGGGGGGCGCGGAGGGCGUGCGGCGGCCGCGCGUGCAGUGCGACAGCGCGGAGCUGGCCGCGUGGGUGGCGCGCCACGCCGCAUACGCGCGGCAGCUGUACCACGAGCACCGCCACACGCUGCUACCGCACGCCGACCUGUAGCCGAAGCACCGGCCCGCGGUACACCACGAGUCUCUAAACACAAUCCAAUGACAGUAAUAAUUGGUCCUUCGAGACCGGAUUACAUUACGAGUUAAC